Erigeron canadensis is the source of this 1116-nucleotide messenger RNA. RefSeq names its product protein PLANT CADMIUM RESISTANCE 6-like. The transcript is spliced from 4 exons. Bases 83 to 1018 code for a protein of 311 amino acids. The record is from RefSeq and is a predicted model, not a curated record. Lineage: Eukaryota; Viridiplantae; Streptophyta; Magnoliopsida; Asterales; Asteraceae.
AUAUGUUUUCAUUCAUUACCUCAAAGGCAAGAUAACCCAAACAUAUAUACAGUUAACUAUCUCGGGCUAGCUAGCUGAUCAAAUGGGUCGUCUUGACGCCAAUAAUCCAGCUCAUCCCCAAUCCUCUGAUCAGACCCCGUUCCAACCGCCACCACAAGGCUACCCAAACCAUCAUGACAACCCUCUCUCACCACAACCAGAACUACAGUCAGAAGAUUUAUAUACGGCCGAAAAUGAUCAAAACAUGAACGCAAUGCCACAAACCGCCACACGUUCAUUUAUACCUCAAUCGUCACCAGAAAGCAUGCCACCCCCUGAAGCAUACCCACCACAAAAACCAGCGAUGUAUCCACCUCAACAAACACCAACAACGUAUCCGCCUCAACAAGAGCCAGUGCAGUUUCCACCUCAACCGCAGCCUGUACAAUUUCCGCCUCAACAAACAAAUUAUACUCCUCAAAAUUACAACUAUGCUUCUCCCCAGCCUCAAGGGGUGAACUAUGUGAAUUCGGGUGGUGCAGGGUAUCAGCCAUCACCCAUGAAAAUGGGCCCUCCAGAAGGGAUUGCUAUUGGAAGUCAAUACCUUGCUCCAACUCAAGGUUGGACUAAUAAUAAUGGACUCUUUGACUGUGCUGAAGAUCCUGAAAACGCGAUCAUAACAGCAUGUUUUCCAUGCAUCACUUUCGGACAGAUUGCAGAGAUUGUAGACAAUGGUCAAACCUCUUGUGCGACUAGUGGACUCAUAUACGGUGUAAUUGCUGCAUUGAUCGGUAUUCCGUGCAUAAUGUCGUGCUCGUAUCGAACCAAGAUCAGGAGUCGAUAUGGGUUGAUGGAGACGCCGGCACCAGACUGGGUCACACACUGCUUUUGCGAGUGGUGCGCACUUUGCCAAGAAUACCGAGAGCUUAAAGCCCGAGGCUUGGACCCUGCUAUCGGAUGGCAAGGAAAUAUGGCGCGAAACCAACAAAUGCAGCAGUAUCCGACUAUGACUCCCCCGAUGAACCAAACCAUGAUGUGAUCAUACGUAGUUCAAUGUUAUUAUUGAUUUGUAAUUUUUGGUGUUAUUGAGUAUUAUUAUUAUUAUUAUGUUACAAAAUAUAUCGUUUCUUUUGAAUA